Neolamprologus brichardi is the source of this 2446-nucleotide messenger RNA. The record is from RefSeq and is a predicted model, not a curated record. NCBI's taxonomy places the organism in Eukaryota, Metazoa, Chordata, Actinopteri, Cichliformes, Cichlidae.
AGGAAUCUGUUGGACCGAGACACUUUCUCCAAAUCUGACCCUUUGGUUGUGUUGUACACCCAGGGCGUAGAGACCAAACAGUGGAGAGAGUUUGGGAGAACAGAGGUGAUAGACAACACGCUAAACCCAGACUUUGUCAGGAAGUACAUCCUGGACUACUUCUUCGAGGAGAAGCAGAAUCUGCGCUUUGACGUGUAUGAUAUUGAUUCUAAAAGUCCAGAUCUGGCAAAGCACCCAACCGAAUUUAACGACUUCCUGGGACAGGUCUUCUGUACGCUGGGAGAGAUCGUGGGCUCACCUGCCAGUCGCUUGGAGAAACCGCUCGGUGGUAUACCCGGGAAGAAAUGUGGAACUGUUAUCUUGUCUGCGGAGGAGCUUGGAAACUGCCGAGAUUACGCCACCAUGCAAUUUUGUGCCAACAAACUGGAUAAAAAGGACUUCUUUGGAAAGUCAGACCCCUUCAUGGUCUUCUACAGAAGUAAUGAGGAUGGCACGUUCACUAUCUGCCACAAGACCGAGGUGGUGAAGAACACACUGAACCCUGUGUGGGAGCCCUUCUCCAUCCCUGUCAGAGCGCUCUGCAAUGGAGACUAUGACAGACAUAGAGUGGUGAAUGCCAAGAAGAAAAUAAAGAAGAAGAGAUACAUCAACUCUGGGACGGUAUCCUUGUUGUCAUUCAGUGUAGAGUCAGAGCACACCUUCCUGGAUUACAUCAGAGGCGGGACUCAGAUUCACUUCACAGUGGCCAUUGAUUUCACAGCAUCAAAUGGAAAUCCAUCACAGUCCACUUCACUACACUACAUGAACCCAUACCAGAUGAAUGCCUAUGCCAUGGCCCUGAAGGCAGUUGGAGAGAUCAUCCAGGACUAUGACAGUGAUAAGAUGUUCCCUGCCCUAGGAUUCGGUGCUAAGCUGCCCCCUGAUUGGAGGGUUUCCCACGAGUUUCCACUGAAUGGCAACGUCGACAACCCGUACUGUAAUGGUAUGGAGGGGAUUCUUGAAGCGUACCAUCAAAGCCUUAAGACAGUUCAGCUAUAUGGACCCACCAACUUCGCUCCUGUUGUUAAUCAUGUGGCAAGGUACCAACGCAAACAUCUGUCCCAGCAGCCAAACUCCCCAUGUCUAUCAUCAUUGUUGGAGUUGGCCAGGCUGAGUUUGAUGUUUGUACCAUUCAGAGACUACAUGGACCGCACAGGUAACCAUGUGCUGAGCAUGGCUCGACUGGCUAAAGACGUACUGGCUGAGAUCCCUGACCAGCUGAUCUCCUACAUGAAGAGCAGAGCCAUUAAACCCAACCCUGUGCCAGUGUAUUCGCCCAGUGAUGAGCCGCCGACCAACCCCGUGUGAGCCCCUCCCCGCCCACACACACAAAGCUCUGCGUCGGGCAGAGCAAGGUUGAGAUUGAUGGGAACCCGUCUCCACCAACACUUCUUUGAAGCAAAAAUGCUUUUGAGGCCCUUCCGUAAAUAUUAAUCCAGCGUAACACAAAGAUGAUGAGACUCCAUUGUGGUUUGGAGCAGUGAGACUGCAGAGGGGAACCUGCUAUGAUGAGGGAGCUUACUCUCUCUGAGUGCUUGAGGACCGGAGCGCUGAGAGACCGCUAUGAAAGGAGCUUUCAGUUGUUCACUGUCUAACCUGACAAAAUGGUGAUGUAAUGGAUAGCAAGUGAUCCCAUAAAGAGGGCCUGUUUGAAGGCAUAAAUAUAUUAGGAUGUGCCAGUGUGUAUCAUGCUUGUGAUACCUUUUGUAAUCAAUGUGUGUAAACUAGGAAAUCAUGUGUAUAAUAAUUUAUUUAUUUAUUGCAGGAAUGAUCUGUUCAUUUUAGGGGGUAUUAAAGUCAUAUUUCCCCAGAAGUUUUCCACCUUAUAUUUUGUGACCAGUAUAAUAAAAACGACCCCCAUUUCUACUUUGAUAAGGACUGUAAUAUAAGAGCAUGUGACAAAACCCAUUCAGCAGUUUAUUAACCAUGUACACCUAUGAAUAAUCUUUAAUUGCAAGCUAUAAAGUAGAGCUCCUCCUGCGAGCUGUUGCUAUAUAGAUAUUUUAGCACCAUGUCUUAUACAUCUUUCUUAUAUUUAUAUUUACAGAAUGCACUAAAUAUUGUCCAAAUAAAAAGCACAAAGGCAAUAGUGGUGAUAAGCUAAAACAAAACCUCUUAUUUUGAAAGGACUAGCCACAAUGACAAUAAUGGAAAGGGCCCUGAAUUUUUUUUGACAGUCUUUUUUUAUUUUAAAUAGGAUUAUCACUACUAUUAUACUGAUAUUUAAAUUAACUUGUAUCUAUCAUAAAAACAAGCACAUACUCACUUUUCCAUGUAGUAUGCAAGGAAAUGUAGAUAAAACUAUUCUCAUGCUGCCAUCAUUUUCCAUCUUGCUACUUCUUUCCAUUAUGUUUGUUGUGGUGACAGUUUAAUAUCUGAGAUUUAGUUCAGUAUUUUUAAAGGAGAC